CUAGAUUCUUAUCAUAUCUAUUUGCUUAUUAUUCAUUCGAUAACAGUCCUUGUAUCAGUUACGUAUUGUGCGGAUGACCAAUUAGACGUAUUUACUUCUAGUUUUUUUUUUUGGAUUCACUUAAUGAUGGAAGAAAGUGCACAAAGAAACCUAAUGAACUUAAUUAAAAUGUUCGAAGGACAAUCAAAUAUUCAAAACGAAGGAGGAGAUAGUGUUGAGUCAACACACGAAGCUGUUAAUACGGUGAUGGGUAACGAAGUCGAGGGCACCGCAGCUGCUCACGGCUCGGCAUCGGAUCUCGAGACGCUGAUCGAGCGUUUGGAACGCGUUACCUCGCGAUUAGAACGUCUGCCGCUGCUGCGAGCUCAUACUCCUGCAGCUCCUCAUUCGCCGGCGCCUUCUCCAGUCUCGCUGAACACACCACCGCCCCAAGAAUCGCUCGAACCAAUACCAUCGGACAACAUGAGUGUCAACGGAUAUCAAGACCUUGUCCAGGGUCCCCUCCGCGCCUAUCUCCAACUGUCGCAGCAGAUUGGCGGAGACGUUGCUACUCAAGCUAACCUCGUGAAUGCUGCUUUUCAAGCGCAAUCCCGCUACAUACAACUGGCGGCAACAAAAGCCAAGCCUUCCCAAGCUGAGGAAAUGCAGCUUCUGACUCCGACCAGCGAACAGAUAUCUGCUAUCCAGCAAUAUCGUGAAAAGAAUCGCGCCUCGCAGUUCUUUAAUCAUCUCUCGGCGAUAUCCGAGAGUAUCCCGGCUUUGGGAUGGGUAGCCGUUGCUCCCGCCCCGGCUCCGUACGUUAAGGAAAUGAAUGACGCCGGCCAGUUCUACACUAACCGCGUGCUCAAGGAUUGGAAGGAGAAAGACAAGACCCACGUAGAGUGGUGCCGCGCUUGGGUCCAACUGCUGUCCGAUUUGCAAGCGUACGUCAAACAGUUUCACACAACAGGACUUGUGUGGUCUGGCAAGGGCAGUGCUGGUGCCCCCCCACCGCCUCCCCCGGGAGGACUUCCCCCUCCGCCGCCCGUGCUGCCAGACGUGGACUUCUCCAACUUGUCGCUCGAUGACCGCAGCGCUCUCUUCGCCGAAAUCAAUCGAGGCGAAGCCAUAACUAGCUCCUUGCGCAAAGUGACGCCGGACAUGCAGACCCACAAGAAUCCGACUCUCCGUCAAGGCCCGGCGCCGUUCAAAGCGACGUCGGCCGCCGGACACAAGCCGCUGCCGCAGCCCGGCGCUGGACAACUGGACAAGCCGCCCGUCUUCACUCGGGACGGCAAGAAGUGGCUUAUCGAGUACCAAAAGGGCAACUCCAAUUUAGUGGUCGAGAACGCGGACAUGAACAACGUUGUGUACAUGUUCCGUUGUCGCGACUCCGCCCUGACGGUCCGCGGGAAGGUCAACGGGGUCGUGCUGGACUCGUGCACCAAGUGCGCGGUCGUGUUCGACAACCUCGUAUCCAGCAUCGAGUUCGUCAACUGCCAGUCCGUACAGAUGCAGGUAUUGGGCAAAGUUCCAACCGUUUCCAUCGACAAGACCGACGGAUGUCAGAUAUAUCUGUCGCCGGAAUCGCUGGACGUCGAAAUCGUCAGCUCCAAGUCAUCGGAGAUGAACGUUUUGAUACCCAAGGCUAAUGGCGAUUACACCGAACACGCGAUCCCCGAGCAGUUCAAGACGGUACUGAACAAGCCGGCCGGCCUCACCACGACGCCCGUCGAGAACAAGGGCUAACUCUGACUCGCUUCCGAGAACUCGAUACUACUAACAUUAUUAACUCGUCUCGUCUUUAGUAAACUUGCUGUAACCUAAGGCGCGAGAUACACACAAACGGCGUAAGGCUUAAAAGAACGCGUCCAUUGGCCCGCGUCGGACGCACCGCACGCAACAGACUUUAUUUUGCUUUGUACGAUUUCAGUGCUGCGUCCACUAUCCGCGCCGCCCGCACCGAAAGCCGGCAUUUAUGAGCAAAAAUUACAAAGCAAAAUAAAGUUGGCCAAUGAACGCAUAGCUUAAGGCGCGGCGCAGGCGUGGAACGGACACAACACGGAUUUAAAUUAUAUAGAAGAGGCGAAGUGAAUUUAUAGGCUGAUUUCGUUGAAUUAGCAUACCUUCCUCUACAAAUGACGUAGAUGCGCUUGAUUUGUGAUAUACUGCUUGCGUGACGCUUCAGUUAUGACCGAGUGUAAUUCACAAUACGUUUCCUUAGUACAUUUUGUAUGCAAAAGGUUUUGAAAUUGCGCCACGCCGAACUCCUCGCCGUAUAUGUGUAUUUCCCGACUAACGGUAGUGAUUAGAGUAUUAUCAUUGACAAUUUUCGAUUUGCAUUCGAAAUAAACGAAUUAGCUGGUCGCGUCUAUUAUUAACAUAUUUUGUAUCGAGACGAGGGUAAACUGUUUAAUUUAAAUGUACCGUGAAUGACGCACUCGUCUCAUGGUAUUAUUAGCACACAAACAUUACCUAUGAUAAAACCAUAAAGAUAUUGAUCGAGUUCUCGAAUAACAUAUUGUAUCAUUAUUAUUAUUAUUAUCAAUAAUAUAAUAAUAACAUCCUCGUUUCUAUAUAUAAUUUCGCUCGUUCGUGUAGUUCUUUAAAAUUAAUAUUGUAAAUCUAUAAUCUAGAUGUGAACUGUAUUCAGUAUUUAUUGGUCUUAUUUUUUCUUGUAUAAUAAUACAAUAAUGUUCCUUGCAUUCGUGCUUGACGUUUUGGAUGUUUUUUUUUUUUGUAAUGAUAUUACGUACGCUGUAUCUCGUGUCUCGUCGGCUUGGAGUACCGUCAGGUACUGGUCUUGGAGUCGCUUCACAAAUUUUCUAAAUCUCUUACCGGUUCACGGAUUCGUAAUUGUCUGGAUUGACUGAAAUAGACAGUCGCCGCUUCGGUCCCCGGACCACAAGCGUCUGUUUACUAGUAAGUUAUUGCGUGGUGUGUGAUUAUCUCGUGUUUUUGAAGGCUUUCUCUCGUUCUUUGCUAACGAUGUAAAGUAAAUACACGUUAUUGUAUAACCCCGUGAUUUGCUUCGAUCUUGGUCUAAUUAUACUAUAUUAUAUUUUGUAUCGACCCGACAGAGUUUUGUAGUAGUCAUUUUUUUUUAAAUUAGGACAUGCCCUAAUUUAUAUUUGUGUAUUUUAAUUUGUUUGUAUUCAAGUAAAAGUAUUAUGCAUCAUAAAUGUCGAUUAGUUUACAUUGUGUUCGUUUAGUGACAAUUUGAAUGAAUAUUCUAUUUAUUUAUGCUAUUCUCAACCUAAUUAUAAUGCUGUAUUGAAAAAUUUUGCAUUUUGUUAAUUUAUUUGUCGAGAGAUUAAAAUUUAUUUUUAAGAAAUUUGUUCGUUUUAUACCAUACGAAUACUGUGGAAGUUUUAAUUAAAAAUGCAUAUUCAAUAA
Messenger RNA from Bombyx mori (domestic silkworm), 3375 nucleotides. RefSeq names its product adenylyl cyclase-associated protein 1 (gene capt). NCBI's taxonomy places the organism in Eukaryota, Metazoa, Arthropoda, Insecta, Lepidoptera, Bombycidae. The transcript is spliced from 9 exons. Gene Ontology annotation, cellular component: cytoplasm. The record is from RefSeq and is a predicted model, not a curated record. The coding region runs from base 124 to 1728 and encodes 534 amino acids. Gene Ontology annotation, molecular function: actin binding; adenylate cyclase binding. Gene Ontology annotation, biological process: cell morphogenesis; cytoskeleton organization; actin filament organization.